AUGAUCCAUGAUCGAAAAUGUUGUUCUUAUGGAGCAGUGGAAUAUGACGAAGUAAGAAUUGAAUAUUCAAUUUGUACUUGUUAUAGGGAGUCAAGUAAAUAUUGUGCUGAACAUGAACACUCAACAAAUCCCUGUAAAUGUGAAUCAGAA
Molecule: messenger RNA, 150 nt
Organism: Dentiscutata erythropus
Lineage: Eukaryota; Fungi; Glomeromycota; Glomeromycetes; Diversisporales; Gigasporaceae
Source: the annotation of a GenBank genome assembly